AUGUUGUUAAAUAUAACGAAGAGGCUUGUGUGUCGCAAGUGGUCAACACGUUCUAUGUCUUCAAACGUGCUACCAUACAAUGAACAAGAAAUGGAGACAGCAAUUGUGCCUUCAACUCCCAUUUUGAAGAGGGAAUUAUUGUACCCGUGCAAAUAUGAAUGCCCUAGAGAAGCCUGGGUUGAAAAUUUAGAUACAGUAAAGGAUCAAAAACUUGGUAUGAUUCAUUUGCAUCCAGAAGUAUUUGGUGGGAAGCCUCGGAUGGACCUUUUGCAUAGGAAUGUUCAUUGGCAAAAAAUGAUACGUUAUGUCAGUUUUGCUCAUACAAAAACCAGAGCUGAAGUGAAAGGAGGUGGAAAAAAGCCGUGGCCUCAGAAAGGUCUAGGAAGGGCUCGUCAUGGUAGUAUUCGUUCCCCUUUGUUCAAGGGUGGAGGAAUUGCACAUGGACCUCGCUCCCCAACUACACAUUUUUACAUGUUAAAUUUUUAUUCUCGAAUUCAUGGAUUAAUUGCAGCUCUGUCAGUAAAAUUAGCACAGGAUGACCUACAUAUAGUAAAUUCUUUAGAGAUUCCAACUGAAGAUCCAAAGUAUUUGGAAGAGUUAAUAGAAAAUAGGAAUUGGGGACCUUCUGUGUUAAUGAUAGAUGUGGAUGAUAUCAUGCCUCAGAAUAUCUCAGUUGCUACUGAUGAAGUACCUCAUGUAAAUUUGAUGCCAGUUUAUGGAUUGAAUGUGUACAGUAUGUUGAAACAUAGCACUUUGGUUCUUACAGUUAAUGCUGUUGACAGGAUUGAAGAAAGGAUAUUGUAUCAUCUACACAGAAGUGAUGGAAGAGAAGCUGUUAAGCCAUACCACUUCAACAAUAAUAGUUAA
Messenger RNA from Gryllus bimaculatus (two-spotted cricket), 867 nucleotides. The record is from the annotation of a GenBank genome assembly. Lineage: Eukaryota; Metazoa; Arthropoda; Insecta; Orthoptera; Gryllidae.